UUCGUUUUAAAACGCCGGGUUUCGGGGGAAAGGGCGGUAACUCUCCGCCCUUCGACUCCCAGAGAGGAAAGACAGAUAAAGCUCCAGAGUCCCAAAAUAAAUAUCCUCUUUCCUUCGCAAGAAUCCUUCAUUAUGAGCUCCGAUCUUGUUCUUGUUUCACCGUCUUCUUUCGCUCCACGAGCCAAACCCUAAGAUUCGCCCGGAGGAGGUCGUGGCAGCGAUCGCUCCUCCCUUGGGACUUCAAGAUCAAGAAGAGAGAUUGAUUUGGAAGGCCAAUGUUCCAUAGUGUCUCAGGAUUGUUGGUUGUAGGGAGCUAGGGAUUGAAACGGUUGUUAGCAAAGUCAGGGUGGAGGUAACAUUGUGGUUAUAAUAUCGUAUAUCUUUGGAUUCAGGAACAAUAAAUAUUUUGCUAUUUCAUAUUCAAAGCUGAUAGCUGUUCGCAAAAAUUUUAUUUAUAAGAUCCAGUGGUGGGAUUCACGUGAAGGGUGUGAUCCUAGGGUGACUGAGUUACCAUGAUGACUGGUGGGAAACAGCCUAAAACAACUAUAGGGGCGCAUAGGAAAAACGGACUUGGCUGCACCAAAUCCGUUACUACAAAAACUGCCAAGCAGCGGCAGAAAACAACGGGGGAAAAAAAUUCUCCAGAACAACCAUCCCCUCUGCAAACCAAGGUUAUGCAGACUAGCCUCCAGGAAACAACACCUGGAAGUUCUAGGCUUGCAUCAAAACAAUGUCUACAAUGCAGUGAGAAGCUUAAGAUGCAGCUCUUUCCAAUAGAUGAAGUUACUAGAAAAGGGGUGGAGCAGGGUCAACAUAACCCUUACCUGGAACUUAUUAUAACAACUCGAAAGAAAAUAUCAUCAGUGGUGAAGCACCUUAAUGUCAAGUGGGGCAGUUCAAAAUUUGCAUCAGGAGAGCUAAUGCUCUUUCCAUACAACGCACAGAUAGACACUCUAGCCAGUCACCGAAGAUGGACAAUAAAAGAUUCUGAUACCACUGCAGCUGCUGUGUAUGCUUCCAUUGGUAAACCUGCCAUUUUCCGUUUGAGAUAUGGCUGGUUUUCCAAUUCCGAGCCAACAACUGGUGGGAUACAUCUGACUCCUCUCCAUUCUGAAGACAAUUUACAGACUAAAGAAAUUUUGCCUAUGAAUAUAACUGAGGCGAAAGCGCCUCCGUAUCCUGUAUCAAGCAUGGAAAAUGAGCCAGUGGAUACUGAUAACUCAUUAAACCAAGUCCCUGUUGCAGCCCUUGUGUUGGAUAAAUCAGUUCAAGCGGUGAAGGAAAAUCUUGGUAAAAGUGACGUGCUUUCAUGGGCUGAUUGUCAAUGUAACAUAAGCGUUGGAGCUCUGCUAUCUGAAGCAUCACCAACUUCAGAUGCAAACUUUUGCCAUCCAUUGCCUGCACAGAAGAACUCAAGUCUUCAGCAGAAUCCAAUUACCUGUGAUUCAUUUGAUGCUGCUCUUGCUUCCCUUGUUGCCUGUCAUCAAACCACAAAUCAGUCCACACAGGUGCCCCGUUCAUCCAUUUGGGAUGCUGAAGAAACACGUCAUGCGUUUCCAUUUCAUAAGAUCACUCCUAACAAUAAUGAUCCAGCUUCAUCCAAAGAUGCUCUUAUGCCUACAUGUAUCGGUUCAAAUUCAAUGGGACUUAAUGAUAUGCUAGGCACUCGGGUGGGGCAUGCAUCAGCAGAUCAUGUUUGUCAAGAACCUGCGACCAAUCGGCAGAUCCACACAAACAGUGAUGCAAUUCCAGAACCUGCGGCGGGCUUGCAGCCCAAUGCCCAGGAUAAUGCUAAUAAAGAAUCAAUAAAAAGUUCAGAGCCUCAAAUAGAAGCUUUACGCAACAGUGAUUUUGGGAGAGUGGACAUCUACUGGCCUGAGUCCUUGGGUACACUGGAAUACAUAGCAACUUGCUCUAGGCAGAUCAACAGUGGUGACACUCUUAAUCUUGGUGCGUCAUUUGAUACAAGUCUUGAUUCAUUCCAGAACUUCUCUAUUUUUUGAUACAGAGAAGAUGCCAUGUUUCUGAAGCUGCCUCAUAGGUUGGUUCCUCUUUGUGCAGAAAUUUCAAGUAGUUAAGGCCAUAUAUCUGUUUCUUUGUUAGAUUCACAUGGUUCAGCUUCUGAAAGAAAGUGCAAGUUGUAUAAGGAGUGUUAAUAUAAAGUGACCUGGUGACAUUUUCUCAGUUUUUAAUGCAACCAUAAAACAGCAACAUUUUAAGUUGGGUGCAAUUAUGGUAUUGUUCCGAUUGUUAUUAUGUUC
Molecule: messenger RNA, 2261 nt
Organism: Phoenix dactylifera (date palm)
Lineage: Eukaryota; Viridiplantae; Streptophyta; Magnoliopsida; Arecales; Arecaceae
Product: TSL-kinase interacting protein 1
Biological process (GO): pattern specification process
Cellular component (GO): nucleus
Molecular function (GO): chromatin binding
Source: RefSeq, a predicted model, not a curated record